This is a messenger RNA of Myxocyprinus asiaticus (Chinese sucker), 836 nucleotides long. RefSeq lists its product as uncharacterized. The record is from RefSeq and is a predicted model, not a curated record. NCBI's taxonomy places the organism in Eukaryota, Metazoa, Chordata, Actinopteri, Cypriniformes, Catostomidae. The transcript has 4 exons. Bases 99 to 836 code for a protein of 245 amino acids.
UGUAAUUGUAUUUUGUCUCUCUAAGGAUUCAACAUCUACCUCCCUCAGGGGGCAGUGGAAAGCUCCAAAAUGAAGAACAGGAACUUGCUAUUGUCAACAUGGUGAUUGCUGACAAUGAAAUAAAACUGAAGGACAUUCAGUCCAGAGUUGUAGAGGACAACCGUGUCUUUGGGAACAUUGCAGCAAUCAGAAUAACAUCCAUUUCUCGGACUCUAGCUAAACACAGAGUCCAAAUGAAACAACUAUACAAAGUUUCUUUAUAUAGGAACGGUGAGCGCAUCAAAGAACUCCGUCGCCAAUACGUCCAGAUAGUCAUGGAUUUAGAGGCCAAUCAAGUCCCACAUGAAAUGAUCUACGUUGACGAGGCUGGCUUCAAUUUGGCGAAAAGGCGUUGGCACGGAAGACACAUAAUUGGCAAAAGGGCCACAGUAACCGUGCCGGGCCAGAGAGGAGCCAACAUCACCAAGUGCGCCACAAUCUCCAACAAUGGUGCACUCCUGCAUAAAUGUGAGAUUGGCCCCUACAACACCGACCACCUUCUCCUGGUUUUAGAAGACCUGCACGAAAGACUGGUGCCAGAGGUAGAAAGGGGACAGGACGAGGAAGAGUUUGAAUUAGAGGAGGAGGAGUUCAAAGAGGAGCAAGAGGAGGAGUUGGAAGGGGAGGAAGAGGACGAGUCAGAUGAGAAAGAGGAGGAGGACAAAGACCAGGAACAAGAAGAGUGGUUUCCAAGGGAGACACUGCAGGUGAAUUCUGGACUGUUUGCAGAGAGUUUCCAGAAUAGAGCUGUUUGCAUAAAGUCGCCCCUGUUUCCCGCUCAUGCUCAGCAUGUAUAG